Argentina anserina (silverweed cinquefoil) is the source of this 1116-nucleotide messenger RNA. Its product is annotated as ethylene-responsive transcription factor ERF039-like. Gene Ontology annotation, biological process: regulation of DNA-templated transcription. The coding region runs from base 65 to 904 and encodes 279 amino acids. The record is from RefSeq and is a predicted model, not a curated record. Lineage: Eukaryota; Viridiplantae; Streptophyta; Magnoliopsida; Rosales; Rosaceae. Gene Ontology annotation, molecular function: DNA-binding transcription factor activity; DNA binding. The transcript has a single exon.
UCCUUACCACCACUCUCAGAGUCUCAUUGUUAUUUCUUCUUUAGCUCUCAACACUAGUCCAAUUAUGGUUAACAAAAUCAACAUAGAGAGUGAUGCUCAUGGAAACCUCCAUAACUCUUCCUCCUCCUCCUCCUCCUCUAUAGUAACAACAAUAACAACCCAUGAUUCUUUGAUUGAUAAAAGUACAGAGAGUGAUCACAAUUCAGAGAAGCUCUCAAGCUCAACAGAGCAUCAAGAGGAGCCAAACAAUGGGAGUAAUGAGACUAACAACAAGAAGAGGAAGAGGAGCAGCAGCACUGAUCAUGGCGAAGGCGGCAAGCGCCCGACUUUUCGAGGAGUACGAAUGCGUUCUUGGGGAAAAUGGGUGUCUGAAAUCCGUCAGCCGAGGAAGAAAUCAAGAAUUUGGUUAGGGACAUACCCUACAUCUGAAAUGGCAGCUCGAGCACACGAUGUGGCUGCUCGAGCUAUCAAAGGUGCUUCUGCUUAUCUCAAUUUCCCUGAACUGGCUCAAACGCUUCCACGACCGGCCUCUGCUUCUCCCAAGGACAUUCAAGCUGCUGCUGCAAAAGCUGCUUCUGCUUUUGAGGAUGUGAAGAAAUGUGGAGCUGUAAUGGAAGAAGAAGAAGAAGAAGAGGUAGCAACACAGCCCGGCAAAGUUGAACAGACAACUAGUACUACUACUAAUACUGUCAAUAGUACUAGUAAUAGUACACCUUGUUCUUCAUCUUCCUCUUCAGUUGAUUAUGAUGACAAACUGUUUGACCUUCCAGAUCUUUUCAUGGAUGGCAAAAAUGGGAGUGAUCAGUUUUGCUUUUCUUCUUCAUCAUCUUCAUCAUCAUCAUGGCAUCUGUGUGCAGCAGAUACUGGAUUCAGACUAGAAGAGCCAUUCUUGUGGGAAUAUUAAUCAGAUGGCUAGUUUUAGUACAGUGAGUUGUAAUUUUUUUUUUCUUUUCUAUCUAAACAAAAAUAAUGAAGCUUCAAUAUUUAAUCACAUUUGGAAACUCCAGACUAAUUCAGAAGCAUUGGCAGCUGUACAUUUCAUACUUUUGGAGUGUUGGUCCAGUUUGGACUCUAUGCUGCAAAACUAUACCAAAAAAAAUAAUGAAGACUAGCUAG